AUGAAGAAGGUCAAAAACGUUAUUCUACGCAGAGGACCAUUUGGGUCAAAGAAAUAUCAAACAGACAAAGAGAAGUAUAGUGAUUAUAAUGACUCAAAAAGACCUCAUACAUUCUACUCUACAUCAGUAUAUCAUCAUUCCAAGGGAAUAUCAAAUAGAGACUUUUUCCCGUCGAGCGAUGAAGACGAAGAAUAUCCGAUACCACCUUCUCCUUUAUUUAGCAAUAACAAACGAAGUGACUCACCUGAAGCGCCCAUGACUCCACUAACCCCAUUAAUGAGUUCACCACCAUCAACAAACAACACUACUCCCACCGCGGCAUUCGCCGUAAACUACAAAAACGCCAAAUCAUUGAGUCAAGAAGGAAACGACAUGAAACCGAAAACGACAUUCUCGAUUGAGCACGACAAAGUCGAUUUGCAUUUCGUGUUCGAAAACCGCGCAUUUGUACUCGAGAAUUGCAAAGAACGAGCCUUGUAUUAUUUGUGUUCGAAAAUAAGAGACACGGUUGAGCCGGCGCUUAACCUCAAGAUAAAUCCAUUGUUACUUGAAUUGAAUAUUCCGCGUGUGAAUUUAAUUCAGGUCACUAUUACGAAUAAACUGCUUAGUGAAGAGGGUGGAAUGUGCGGUAUAAUUAAAAAGUAUGGAAUAUGCAAGGAGAGUCCACUUAAAGUCGAAAUUCUAGGGAACAUUAUGGAACGAACAUAUUCACAUGCUUCCGAAGAAGAUUGGCCACAUCAAAUGGAUUGUAAAGGACACAUAACGAUCACACCGCAAUUACCAAAUUUCGUGAUUGAUUUGUUCAAUUGUCUGUCAUACAAAUUCGAAGGGAACAAAAAAGAAAUGACCUUGCAACAGAGUAAUACCGUGUCUGAGGUGGAAGAAGCAGUGAGCGAAGUGGAAAGUGAUCCCGAGAUGUUUACCAGUGUCUUGGAUAAACUUGCGCGUCGAUUGGGCGGGAAUAACUUGGCGGUCUGUAAUAAGAAGGACGGGAUAAUAACUUCCUUUGGCGCAAAAUUCAAUGCGAUACUUGAUGAAUUACAUGAAUUCACCGGAACUCAGACACCUCAACAUUGUUGUCCAUGGAUAUUACGACAAUCAAGCAACAAAACCACAAUAAUAGAAAAAGCUCCAGGCACAACAACAUCACCAGCAAUAAUGCAAUGGUUACAAUACACAAUAGAUUUUGUCUGUUUACUAUGGGACGCUGAGCGUGGCUCAUUACUAAACAGCAGGGCUACUAAUGUACCUCCGGAACUUCCUGCGUUACAACUCGAAGGGUCUAUCGAACGAAAUAUCAAAGUUCCAAAUGAUUUAUUAAACGGUUCAUCAUUUAUUGACUCGAUGCUCUUCAAGCAUCGGCAAGACAGUGGAAUGAUAACAAUAAGGCGUCGCGACGUACCCCUAUUGACAAAUUUCCUGCCAGAAAAGAUCUUCCCGCGGAUUUAUUCCACACAGGAUUUAUUGCUACAGGACGCCGAUUUGGAUGAUAUAAAGUCUUCGGAUGAAACGACGCAGUUCAUUCCACAGUUCAAAAGUCAUUUUGCCGUUGAGCUACAGUCACCAAAACUUCAUAUGGUCCGACUUGGAAAUCUUUAUAAGCAUUGUGAUGAGUGUUCACAUUACGAGGAACAUAACACGACAACUGACGAUUUACGAUCACUGAUAAUACAUCGAACAGCGUUUGGUGGAACAUAUGGUGCUGUAAUAAAGCGGCACGGAAAGGCACCAAAUGAAGCUACCGAAUUGGUGCUUAACCCGAUACAUAAUUGCAUACGCAAAGACGAUCCGUAUGUUCCGUUGGAAUCGUUUAAAGAUGACGGGUAUAUCGUAUUUGGAGUUGGCGGCCCUAAUUCACGUGAAGGAGGCAAAGUACCUUCGUUACGUGAUCUAUGUCGAAAUUCUCUUGCACUAGAAGGCAAAGUUCAAGAAAAAACCCCUUCGCAAAUAGACAAGAGCAAAGAGCGACUAUGUAGUGGCUGUCAAAAAUGGUUCUUUAAUCCAGCCGAGACUAUAAUUCUUUGGACUGCUGCCCAAGAUUAUUAUUGCGGAAUGCUAGUAAUCGGUCAUUAUUGCACCUAUCAAUGUGUACCAUUGAAAGUACGCGAAAAUAUAAAGAAAGGCGGGUGUCCUUGGGAAAGAUAA
Ambispora leptoticha is the source of this 2145-nucleotide messenger RNA. The record is from the annotation of a GenBank genome assembly. NCBI's taxonomy places the organism in Eukaryota, Fungi, Glomeromycota, Glomeromycetes, Archaeosporales, Ambisporaceae.